Molecule: messenger RNA, 1473 nt
Organism: Peronospora matthiolae
Lineage: Eukaryota; Oomycota; Peronosporomycetes; Peronosporales; Peronosporaceae
Source: the annotation of a GenBank genome assembly
AUGGCGGACCGUCGCGACGACAAACCCGCGGACUUUCUGCUCCCCGAGACCGUCAAGAGCUGGUUCUCCCACAUGCACACGCACUUGAUGGGCGGCAACGUGGCGGAGAUGGCGCGUCUGUACGACCGCGAGUUCCCCAACCUGACGAACAACUACUUCAAGCAAGCGUCUUGGCCAGAGGCGAGCGCGAUCAAGCUGCUCGUACACGAAGAUCCGACGUUCCUGCUGCUGUACAAGCAAAUUUACUUCCGCCAUCUCUUUUCUCGCCUGCAGCCAGGGAUGGACAUGAAAGUAGCGUCUUGGGAGACGUACGUGGCCAUUUUCGAAGGCAUCCUGGACGGCUCCUUGGAGCUCAAAGCACUUCCCUCCCAGUGGAUCUUUGACAUUGUGGGCGAGUUUGUCUAUCAAUAUCAGUCGUACAGCCAAUUCCGGGCUAAAGUUGCCACAAAGGGCGAGGCCGAGAUCGCUUCGUACCAGGAGAAUCUCUUCAUCUGGGACACGAGAAAAGUGCUUGGUUACUUGCACGCUCUCGUUCGUCACUCAAAGAUUGUGGAGAUUUUAAAGGACGGGCCAGACGUGCAAGGGCCUUCGACUGUUGUCAAGGAGCUGGGGUACUUUAGCCUUAUCAUGCUGGCCCGUGCCCACGUGCUGUUUGGAGACUACUAUACGUCACUCAAGCUGCUGGAACCUAUUGAUCUGUUCAACAAGAGUGCACGCGGCGAGGCCAAGACAACAGCGCAGAUCCAUGAAAAGUCGCCGGGCUGCCACGUCUCGGUGUUCUACCACAUGGGCUUUGUGCAGCUCAUGCUCGAGGACUUUUCCGCGGCGAUCCGGUCCUUUUCGACCAUCAUCUUGCAAGUGAACCGCAAUCGGAACUACUACUCGCGUUUUGCCGAUUACGAACAGCUACAUAAGCUGACAGAAAAGGCGAUAGCGCUGCUCGCUAUUGUUCUGUUUCUAUGUCCGGGCCAGCGUGUUAACGAUCAGAUCCAUUCGCUCAUCCGUGAGAAGUAUGGUGACAACCAAAGCAAGUUACAAAAAGGUGACGUGUCUGCUCUCAGCGAACUGUUUGGCUUCUCUUGUCCCAAGUUUAUCUUGCCUGCUGUGGCCGUCGAGGGUGAAGCCGUUGUUCAUUGUAGCGCCGAGGCUUCGCAGCGGCAGCAAAAAGCCUUUAGCGAUAUGGUGGCCCGUCAACAGCACAUUCCUGCUGUGCGCUCGUAUAUCAAGCUCUACCGCUCCAUUGAUGUGGAAAAGCUGGCGACUUUUCUUGGGGUUGAUGUCGAGGUCGCGCGCGCCGAACUUAUGGCUUUGAAGGUCAGCGGCUCGCGUCUGAAGUCAGAUGUGCACUUUUUCCUGAACAACAACGUCGUUCUUGUCGACAAAGAGGCAAGCAACCAGCGCACGGGUGAGUUCUUUAUCAACCACAUUCACAAGUUUGCGCGUAUUGUGGACGAGUGCGCUGUCGCUCAGUAA